GUAGAGAGUUCUAGUGGCGUAUACACUAUCAUUUUAAUUGCAUGUUUUUAUGUCGUCCGUUUUCGCAUGAUAUUGGAGCAUUUAAAUUAAUCAAAAGAUUGUGAUGCGAUGCGUCAUUGAUGGCAAUCAGUGCCAUUUACCAAGGGCAGUGAAUGUUAACUGCAUAAUGCAGUAAUUGAUAACUUUAGUGAUCAUCUUGGUAACCAUUAUAAAAGAAUGUCUUCAACCAAGAGCAGAAGCAGUUUGAGGAUUUUGUGGAUUCCUGGCAGGAAGAAGCACAACCGCAAAGGCAUUUACAACCCAACAAAACAAACUCGUCCCCAAUAUCAGGCAAAUCAACAGAAAAAGAAUGAACCCUGGUCGUUGGGAGGUGGAGUCAAUCACAGCAAAAUAAUCAACGCCAAUUUCUUUUUCAGAGAUCUUCACGAGAACAUCGAUGUAGGCAUGGCAACAGCUGCGGGUGCUAUGAGUUUAACAGCGAUGGCAGCUAACAAAACUAAUGAGGCUAGCAGUAGCAGCACCAGCAACAGUAAUUCUGCCGAAUCGACAGCAAAUAACGCUGCAGCAUCGUCGUCGUUAAGUGAGAAUAGCAAUCAAAUUGUGGAGCUUGUUGUUUUGAACGAUUUGAACGGUGAUAUUAACAAGAAAAACAUUCCAACCAGCAACCAGUUCGACGCCCUCGAGCAUAUUGAUGAGUGCGAGGAGAAAGAUACCAACUACUCAAAUGCGGAAUCGGCAUCGUCGCUGUUGUCCUCGAACAACGAUAGCCGGUCCGUUGAUUAUGCGCACAAUUCCGCCACGCUAGCUAUCGGAGAGACUCGUCGCCGGCGUCGACGAAACAGCUAUAAUAAUUCCAGGAAGGACAGUUGUGAAAAUUUCGACUCAAUAGAUCACAUCAACGAGACCGAUGCGGUUGAUGCGGUUGAUGCGGUGAAAAUCAUGUCCUCAGACGAUGAUCGGUUGGACACUUUUCGACAGGAGAAAAAGAACAAAAAGAAAAACGAUCUGAACUCAAAAAAGAAGGACGACGGAGGAGAGCCGAACGAGAAACUCGUUACGUGUUUGUACUAUUCCCUCGUGUGUUGGGAUUGUACUAUAUCCUAGAAUUUAUCAAUAACUGAAAAGACUACUUAGAGGUGGCCGAUUUUUGCCGAAAUACAAUAAGUUUUCCAGUAUUUUAUAUUGAUACAUUGAACCUGUUUUUUAGAAACAUUUACUAGUACUGCAGGGUGAGAUAAAAUCCACUUAUAACGUAAUCAUAAGUAGAAUUAUGCAAUAAACAAUUUGAGAUAAAAGGAUACGAAA
Toxorhynchites rutilus septentrionalis is the source of this 1305-nucleotide messenger RNA. RefSeq lists its product as uncharacterized. The record is from RefSeq and is a predicted model, not a curated record. The transcript is spliced from 4 exons. The coding region runs from base 217 to 1104 and encodes 295 amino acids. Lineage: Eukaryota; Metazoa; Arthropoda; Insecta; Diptera; Culicidae.